Messenger RNA from Schistocerca americana (American grasshopper), 2721 nucleotides. RefSeq names its product alpha- and gamma-adaptin-binding protein p34-like. NCBI's taxonomy places the organism in Eukaryota, Metazoa, Arthropoda, Insecta, Orthoptera, Acrididae. The record is from RefSeq and is a predicted model, not a curated record. The coding region runs from base 259 to 1146 and encodes 295 amino acids. The transcript is spliced from 8 exons.
AUCAUAUUUUGUCAUUUAAUAGGAAAUAAAGUAUCAUAGGCAAGCAUAACUUAAAGGAAAUAUGCACUAAUCCGGAAUGUGUUGGUGCCGUGACACAAAAUGACACAUACUGUAAGGUGACAGGAGUCAAUAUGUGGUGCGUAUUUCGGGGUUUAGAGUUUGGUACUAUCAUUGCCUGUUGACAGAGUAAUCAAUUUGGAGCGACAGAAUUGCUUUUAUAUUUGUCAGUUAAGAAAAGAUUUCAUAAAUAUUUAAACAAUGGAGUCUCGCCCAUGUGCAGUAAUAGCCAGCUGCACUAGCACACACCCAGAAGAUAUAAUAAAAUCAAUUCUGGGUGUAGAGGAACUUCCAGACUAUACAGAAGUGGAAGAUGGGAUAAAGGCAUAUCCCUGGCAUAUAGAUACAAAGUACUACACAGCAGAUGUAAACCUGUGUGCUGUUGAGAAGAAAACCUUGGGCAGUGAAGAUUUUGCUGUUUCUGUUGAAGCAAUAGUUGUUCACUUUGACAGCAACAGGAGUGAUGGUCUUUCUGCUGUUGAAGGUUGGUUAUCAUUCCUUAAGGAGUUUGAGCCUGAAGUUCAAAUAUUGCUAUGUGAUCGAUGUGAGGAGGAACCCCCUGAAGGACUGGCCAGAGUCACAGUGCAAGAAUGGUGUGUUGAACAAGGCUUUGAAUUGGUGGAACUCAAUCCAGAUCUUGACCCGGAGUGGGAAGCAGAACAAGAUUUCCUGGAAACUACUGGUGUGAAACGAGUUAUCCAAGCUCUACAUGCUCACCUUUGGCCAAAUUUGCACAUGAAAGGUAAGCCCCAGCAGCUAUCUCGAACAGUCCAAUCAAUGUUAGUGGGUAAUGCUCCCACAACACCCACAAAUGGCAACAGUGAUGAGGAUGCAGACCAGGGGUCUACUCUUGAUAACAGUUCUUUCUUUGCAGCUACAUGUACAGAGGAACGAAUAGAUGAGUUACUUGGUGAUAGUGGUGGUGUAGCAGGUUUCUCUUCUUUAUUUGAACAACUGUGUACAAUGAAGGAGCGAGUCUCUAAACUUCCAAGUGACCAAAGAAGAGCUUGUGCUGAACAGGUUGUAAUGGCAUUUUGGAAAGCAAUAGGUGGAGAUGAUGAUGAGUUAUCAGGUCUUGGCUCAAACUGAAAUAAAUGAGAAGGGACAAGAGUUGAUGUUUCAUCCAAGGAUGUGAUUACCGCAACUCAUUCUCCGAAUGAAGAACCACGUUUGAUAUGAAAUCGUGAUGUUCCAAAUUUCUUCAGAGAGGAUAUCUUGUGAUUCUUAGCUUUCUCCGAGUAUUAUAUUUAUACCACUUUUGUCAUAUCAGUACUGAUGUGAGGAAGCAGAAAAGUUUUCUAGUCGAUUACAUCUGUAUUCUGAUGUUGAUAGGGCAGUAUAUUGUUGGGAGCAAUAUAAAUCUUUUCUAGGAACUAUACUUUAGUCAUAUGUAAAGGAACUGUGUGAAAACAUUAACACCUGUGUACCAAUCUCCUAUGCCAAAGAGCUAUUGGUGUCUUUGAAUCAAACUUAAUUAAAAUAAAUAUUUGGUAUUUGUUUUCCCAGGUGCUAUCAUCACUGCCUGAGAAACUGAAUAUUUUUCCAAAGCAGUUUUGGACUUGACAACUUCAUUGAUAUUUGUUUUGUGAUCCAGAGAUAUACCCUCUGUUUCUUGUACAUAAAAAAGGGUAUUUUUUGUUUUAAUUCAAUACUGAAUUGUAAUUCUCUAGAAUAUCAUGUUCCUAAUGAAAGUAGGAAAUGGAAACUCUUCUCUUUGAUUUGGUAACAUAGAGACCAGUGUAUACAGUAAAUAUCUCGUUUCACAUAGUGUAUUAUAGUUUUUCAUUUUUAAUGCAUUUUUAGAAAAUUUAGCAAACUUAAACAUGAUAUGCAUGUAGUCUAAAAAGAGACAAUUUAUCUUUUGUACCACGUUAUGGGAGGUACAUUCUUGUUACUCUGCUGCAGUAAAUUCUGAUGUGUAAUAAAACUGGAAGUGCAUGUGAUCAGCAUGUAAAUAGUUUAUCCUUGAGAAGACAGUUUUGCUUGGAGUAUUUAAUAGCUUGAGCAUUGGGAAGUUAUAUCUGUGCAAUAUUAAUCUGCUGUAGUGUAUGUCACAAUUGUAUCAUGUUGUUAUAUUAUUAUAGUCUUAGUUUCAAAGCUAAUUUCAUGAUUCAGAACUUACCUUGCUCUGUUGUCUCAUUUCAAUUGAAACACUAUUUUUUGUUUCAUGCAAGUGAAGGAUUCUGUAUGUCUGUCUGGUCAUUGACAGUCACAUUUUGUAAAAUCAUUGAUUCUAUAAUAUAUCAAUUGAAAAAUGAUCUGUAGAAGUUCUUAGUUUGUGUAUAAUGAAAAUAUAAAAUUAAAAACAAAUAUUGUUAAUUAUGAUAUGGACAGAUUCUUAUUGUUAGUCUGUACUUUUGCUAUCCUAGACAUCACUGUAAGAUAUAGCACUUUGUAUGCUGUUACAGUUUUGCCAAAAUGCUAGUGCUAAUGAAUGUCAUUACGGUCAUCAUAGACAGCUUCUCACAUCUUUGACUGUGCCAGAAUAAAAGAAGUUUUGUACAUUAGAGCAUCAUGAUACUGUGUUAUUUUGCAUUACUGUUGUUACGUUGUUCUUGCUUUAUGAUGGAAUUUACCUUAGUGUAUGCUGUUUUCAGUGCACUUGGACUUUAUGUAACGUAUUCAUUGGUGCCUCAAGUAGUAAAGGGUACAGCAAUCAGUUGG